This is a messenger RNA of Colius striatus (speckled mousebird), 11778 nucleotides long. RefSeq names its product Dmx like 1 (gene DMXL1). Gene Ontology annotation, biological process: vacuolar acidification. Gene Ontology annotation, cellular component: RAVE complex. The transcript is spliced from 44 exons. Lineage: Eukaryota; Metazoa; Chordata; Aves; Coliiformes; Coliidae. Gene Ontology annotation, molecular function: protein binding. The record is from RefSeq and is a predicted model, not a curated record. The coding region runs from base 241 to 9375 and encodes 3044 amino acids.
UGCGCCCGUGUUGUUGUUGGGCGCAGUGCCGCCGCCGUCCCGGGCGGACGAGGCUCUCGCGAGAGCUGUGACGGCGUGGGCGUUAGGCAGGCCCGGCGGAGGGGAGCGGGCAGGCGGUGAGGCCGGUGCCAGGGAGUGCUGCGCCUCCGCGUCCUGCCCCAUAGUAUGUGCCACCGCCUCCUCCCCCUCCCGCCUGACUAGGGGCGGCCGAGCGGCAGGGGCGGGCGGCGCGCUCUCGCCAUGAACCUGCACCAGGUGCUGACGGGGGCUGUGAACCCCGGAGACAACUGCUUCUCCGUGGGGAGCCUGCACGACCAGCCCUUCACGGCUUAUGCCUCAGGAUGUGAUAUUGUGGUACUAGGGACUGACUUUGAAAGAUUACAGAUAAUCCCUGGAGCAAAACACGGAAACAUUCAAGUAGAAUGUGUGGACUGUUCAAUACAACAGGGGAAGAUUGCAGCUUCUUAUGGAAAAGUGAUUUGUAUCUUUGAGCCAGUUAGCCUCCUGAAGCAGAACAGAAGUCAUCAUAAUACAUUGCAUUAUCAGUGGCAGAAGAAUGCUCAAAUCUUACUGGAAGCAAUAGCACAUAACCUAACAUGGGAUCCCACAGGCACUCGCCUUUUAACUGGUUCCAGUUGUCUUCAGCUUUGGUCCAACAUUCCUUCGGAAAACUCUUCUGACAAUGAGAAAAUUGAAGAAACAGAUAUUGGACUUGGAGAAUGGAGAUGUAUCUGGCAAUGCAAAACUGCUUCUCAAGUUUGUUUAAUGAAAUUCUCACCAGAUGGAGAGUUUUUUGCUACUGCUGGAAAGGAUGACUGUCUUGUGAAAGUGUGGUACAAUACAGACAGUUGGCGAUCAGCUGUAACACCACCUGGUGCAAGUCCAGAAAAACAAGCAAAAGAAGUUGAUUUUUCAUUUGUUUAUUUGGCUCAUCCUCGAUCAGUAAAUGCUUUUUCAUGGAGAAAGACCAGUAAAUUCAUGCCACGUGGUGCUGUCUGCAAUGUACUCCUGACUUGCUGUAAGGAUAAUGUUUGUCGUGUUUGGGCAGAGACUUUGUUACCCAAUGACAGUCUGUUGUACAGUGGAGGAUACAAUAACUGGAGUGAAGCAGCACACUUAACAAAUAACUUCAAGAGAAAUACUUCAAGUAAGGAAAAAGUGCAAAAUGCUUUAGAGUUAAACCUGAGACACUUUCGACGAGGAAGGAGGAGGUCGGGUGCUGUUGUGGCUCAUACUGGAUAUGCUCCACAUCAGCAAGAUCCCCAUGAAGUUCACAGAAACGUUUCUCCUCAUGCAAAUGCGCUUUGUCAUUUCCAUAUUGCUGCCAGUAUCAAUCCAGCCACAGAUAUUCCUCUACUCCCUUCUAUCACAUCUCUGAGUCUUGGUGAAAAUGAAGAAAAAAGUGGACCUUUUGUUGUGCACUGGCUAAACAACAAAGAACUUCAUUUUACCUUAUCCAUGGAAGUAUUUUUGCAACAACUUAAAAAGAGUUUUGAACAUAAUUCUCCUGAGACUAACACUGAAGAAUCUAAUCAAAUGGAUAGCAGAUCAGAAGAAGAAGUUGAUGAAAAUGGAGAUGAGCACAAAGGAAACCAAGAAAAGAAGGAACUGGGUGAUGAGAAAACUGCACCAAAUUCAAGCCUUGUUCCUUUAUCUUCUACUGUUAUUGAUCAUGAAAUUGAAGUACUGCUUUCUGAAUGGAGUAAAAAUGCUGACAUGCUAUUCAGUAUACAUCCUAUGGAUGGUUCACUACUGGUAUGGCAUGUGGACUGGCUAGAUGAAUACCAGCCUGGCAUGUUUCGCCAGGUCCAGGUGUCAUUUGUCUCAAGAAUUCCUGUUGCAUUUCCAACGGGAGAUGCAAACUCUCUUUGCAGAAGUAUAGUGAUGUAUGCUUGUACCAAAAAUGUUGACUUAGCUAUUCAACAAGGCAAACAAAAGCCUCCUGUCCUUACACGAUCUUCAUCUAUGCUUAUCUCUUCUGGACACAGUAAAUCAACCAACAGUUUAAAACUAAGUAUCUUCACACCCAGUGUCAUGAUGAUUUCCAAACAUGCAGAUGGAUCAUUGAACCAGUGGCUAGUGAGUUUUGCUGAGGAAUCUGCUUUUUCAACUGUGCUCAGUAUUUCACAUAAAUCUCGAUACUGUGGUCAUCGUUUUCAUCUUAAUGACUUGGCUUGCCACUCAGUAUUACCACUGCUGCUUACAACCUCACAUCACAAUGCCCUAGUUUCACCAGAUAUUGAGAAUGCAGAACAGGAAAAUGAUUCUUUAAAGUCUCAGGAGUCACCAGUAAGACUUCAGAGUAGAGGCAAUGCAAAUGUAACAUCCCAAGAUCCCAGUGCGGUUUACAGUGAACUUAUUCUUUGGAGAGUUGACCCUGUUGGGCCUUUAUCGUUUUCUGGUGGAGUGUCUGAACUUGCUCGGAUCAAUUCUCUCCAUACUUCAGCUUUUUCUAACGUUGCAUGGCUGCCCACACUUAUACCCAGCUAUUGCCUUGGUGCGUAUUGUAAUUCUCCAAGUGCCUGCUUUGUGGCAAGUGAUGGACAGCAUUUGAGAUUAUAUCAAGCUGUAAUAGAUGCUAAGAAACUUUUGUGUGAGCUCUCCAAUCCAGAAAUUUCUAAAUAUGUUGGUGAAGUUUUUAAUAUUGUAAGUCAACAAUCUACGGCACGUCCAGGAUGUAUCAUUGAACUGGAUGCGAUCACAGAGCUUCGUGGCAGGAAAAUGCAGUUAUUCCAUGUUUUUCAAGAAGACUUCAUUUUAAAUAACGAGGAGAAGGAAAAACCUGAAAAGAACAGUUUAUCUGACUCUGGAAACCAGCAGAAUGGAUUCUCUGAAAAAUUCUACUUAAUAGUAAUAGAGUAUACUCAAAACCAUUCAUUACUGCGUAUGUGGCAUUUACAUUUGAAGUCUAUUCCUGUCUCAGUAGAUGAAAAGAUAGAUGCAAGUACACCUGGAGCGGCAACAGAAAUGGAAGAACUGUAUUCUUCACCAGAUCCAGAGAAGAUACAAUCACCUUUCACUCACAAGUAUCAGGCCUGUAGAGCAAACCUUCAGAGUACUAGCUGGCUUACUCUGUCUUCCAAAAUGGUGUAUAGUCAAGAGUUGAAUUUGCCAGAGGGAGUAGAGAUAAUAAGUGUAAAGCCAUCAGCAGGGCAUCUGAGCUCUUCUUCCAUAUAUCCUGUUUGUCGUGCACCAUAUCUGCUGGCUACUUCAUGCUCUGAUGGAAAAGUUCGAUUCUGGAGAUGCAGAGUUACCACUGAAUCAUCAUCUUCUUCCAUGACAGAAUGUAGUGCACACAGUAAUGUUACAUACAUAUGGGAAGAAUGGCCAUUACUAAUUGAGGAUGGACUUAGUAGUAGUGCAAUUAGUGUUCCGGGAAGGCCAACUGAAGUUAGCUGUGCACACACGAACAGAUUAGCAGUAGCAUACAAGCAGGGAACACAUAAAAAUAGUAAUCUUUCUCAAGACUUUAUAAUGUACGUUAGCAUUUUUGAGUGUGAAUCUACAGGGGGUUCUUCUUGGAUUCUAGAACAGACUCUUCAUUUAGAUGAGAUAGGCACCAUGUUAGACUCUGGUGUUACUAUUAAUAGUAAUUCAGUGUCAUAUAGCCGACAAGAUGUUUCUCUGUCUCCUGGUGGGAAUAUUAUCCCCUGCACUAAGCACUUGGUACACUUAGAUUGGAUGUCUAGGGAAGAUGGUUCACAUAUUCUGACAGUGGGAAUUGGAUCAAAACUUUAUAUGUUUGGUCAGCUGUCUGGGAAGAUGCAAGAACAAAAUGGUAAGGAGACUGUAGCAAUCUUGCAUAGUGACAGCGCAAAGGCUACGACCCUUUCUAAGUUUGUUCUGCUGCGUUGUGUUGACUUGGUUUCAUCUGUGGAAGGAUCACCUCCUUUUCCAGUCUCCUUGUCUUGGGUGCGUGAUGGCAUUCUGGUAGUUGGAAUGGAUUGCGAAAUGCAUGUUUAUUCGCAGUGGCAAUCUCCUUCCAAGCAGGAGCCAGUUUGUAUGGGUUCUUGGAGUGGAAGUAUGCCAUGUAUGACUAGCUUAAUGAAACAAAGCCAGUCAGCCACCUCAGGUCUGCAUCCACCAAAGCGACCCCUGACCAGAUCUAUGACCAGCCUUGCACAGAAACUAAGUGGGAAAAAGUCUGCCUGUGAUCUGUCUAUGGAAAUGGAAGAUUCGGGUCUUUUUGAAGCAGCUCAUUCAUUAUCUCCAACCUUGCCUCAGUACCAUCCAUAUCAACUGUUGGAACUCAUGGAUCUUGGUAAAGUACGUAGAGCAAAAGCCAUUCUGUCCCAUCUGGUGAAGUGCAUUGCUGGUGAAGUUGUUGCUGUAAAUGAAUCUGAACCUAAUCAUGAUAAGAGGCUCAGAUCUCUGACCAUCAGUGCAAGUGGAAGUACUGCAAGAGAUCCCAAAACAUUCAGCAAAACUGAGACUGCAGACUAUAUUGAAAUAGAUUCUGUUCCACCAUUGCCUUUGUAUGCUCUGCUUGCUGCGGAUGAUGAUUCAUCUCAUUCUUAUUCAGAGAAGACUAAUAAUCAAAACAGUCAAAAAAAAAAAGAUGUGCCAAAUGACAAUUAUGAAGAUCUCUUUCAAAAUACUGCUGUAAGUACAGAUGAACUUACUACAUUUGAUGCAGAUGAGGACAUUUCAAAACCAAAAGUCAUUGAUCUUUCUCAGUAUAGCCCAACUUACUUUGGACCAGAGCAUGCACAAGUUCUUUCUCGUCACUUGCUUCAUUCAAGCUUGCCAGGCCUGACUAGGAUGGAGCAAAUGUCAUUGAUGGCCUUGGCAGAUACAAUUGCUACUACCAGUACUGACAUCGGAGAAAGCAGAGACAGAAAUCAGGGUGGAGAAACUCUUGAUGAGUGUGGUUUAAAAUUUUUAUUAGCCGUUCGGCUUCACACAUUUUUAACAACUUCACUUCCUCCUGUACAUCGAGCUCAACUGCUUCACCAAGGCUUAUCUACUAGUCAUUUUGCCUGGGCAUUUCAUUCAGUAGCAGAAGAAGAGCUACUGAGCAUGCUACCUGCAAUGCAGAAAGGAGAUCCAACAUGGUCAGAACUCAGAGCUAUGGGUGUAGGAUGGUGGGUUCGAAAUAUCCACAGCCUGCGGAAAUGCAUAGAAAAGGUGGCUAAAGCAGCCUUUCAACGAAACAGUGAUCCUCUUGAUGCAGCCAUUUUUUACCUGGCAAUGAGAAAGAAGGCUGUGAUCUGGGGAUUAUACAGGUCUCAAAAAGAUACUAAAAUGACACAGUUUUUUGGAAACAACUUUACUGAGGACAGGUGGCGUAAAGCGGCAUUAAAGAAUGCUUUUUCUUUGCUUGGCAAACAGCGUUUUGAACAUUCUGCAGCUUUUUUCUUGUUGGCAGGACACUUAAAAGAUGCAGUGGAGGUCUGCCUUGAAAAACUGAAUGACAUUCAGUUGGCUCUUGUAAUAUCAAGGCUUUAUGAGUCGGAGUUUGAAGUAUCUAGUACUUAUAAAUCUAUACUACAGAAGAGAAUUUUGGGAAGUGCAUUUCAUGGAAAACAGAGCUCGGGAAACAUGCACUGUGACCCUUUUCUGCGAAGUAUGGCUUACUGGAUUUUGGAAGAUUAUAGCAAGGCUCUUGACACUUUGAUUAAACAUUCUGUGGAUGAUGGAGAUGAAGAAGAUGGCUCAUCAAGUUGUAGCCCUUCAGUGUUUAACUUCUAUAACUACUUAAGAACACAUCCACUCUUGUUGAGACGUCAUUUUGGCUCUUCUGAUACAUCUUCCACACAUAUUUGUCUAACAGUAGAAAGUGGAUUAGCUGACAAAAUCAACCUAGGUGAAAGACGGCUAUUUUUCACCACUGCAUAUGCUCAUCUAAAAGCUGGUUGUCCUAUGUUGGCCUUAGAAGUGUUAUCAAAGAUGCCAAACGUUGUCAAGAGGUCAAAGUCAUUUUGUAAAUCCCCUAGUUUAAUGGAUACUAGUAAGGAUUUCUCCCCAUCUUCUCCAGUUAAGGAGUCAGAAACAAAAGACCAGUCUUCCAGUGUGGAUUGGUCGCAGACAGUGUUUAAUGGUCUGGGUUCAUCUUCAGAUUGUUCUUCAGGACAACAUUCAAGUUCGACUCCUUUGUCCUUUGACUGGAGUCAGCCCAGUAUGGUAUUCCAAGAAGAUCACUUAAACUUACAGUCAGAUAGUGAUGGAAGUGAUGAGAGUGAAGAUUCUUCCCUGGUAAUGAAAGAGCUAAAACCUCUGAAAAAAACUGAAAAAUUAUAUGAAACGGGUUCUAGCUACACGGAAUCUUUUAGUAUAGUUGAUGACAAAGAUAUCCUAAGUCCAUCAGAAGAUAUAAUUUCAGCACAACUGAAGUUUAGAGCAUGUCUGAAAAUUCUUACUGUAGAGCUUCGUACACUGUCCACUGGUUAUGAGGUAGAUGGUGGGAAGUUGAGGUAUCAGCUUUAUCAGUGGCUUGAAAGAGAAGUGGUAGCUCUGCAAAAGACCUGUGAUUAUAGUGUGGAAGUAGAAGAGAUACAGUCAGGAAUUAGUGUGAUUCCAGAGGAAUCUACAUUACAUGAAAAUACUGACGAUUUAGCUGACCACCGAAGAAAUGUGCUACAGAAAGAAGACUUCCAGAAAAGACGUCAAUGGCUUCUGAAAUACCAGUCUCUCCUAAGAAUGUUCCUUAGUUAUUGUGUACUUCAUGGCUCUCACGGUGGAGGUUUGGCAUCAGUCAGAAUGGAAUUAAUUCUACUCUUGCAGGAAUCUCAGCAAGAGCAAUCAGUACAGAUACCUUCCAGCCCUCUACCAGAGCAAAGUUCCAUACCUCUCCUGUUUGCUUGCACAGCUAGUGCCAAAACAGUGGUGGCUAAUCCACUGCUACAUCUUGGUAACUUAACUCAUGAUAUUUUACAUGCCAUAAUAAACCUUGAUUCUCCACCUCAUCCAGAUACUCAGAACAACAAGAUAUAUGUAAUACAUACCUUAGCAGCAUCCCUCUCUGCUUGCAUCUACCAAUGUCUUUGUGAUGGCCACAGCUACAGCUCAUUUCAAGCAAAUCAGUUCACUGGAACAGUGUAUCAGACAGUGCUAUUAACUCAGCGCCAUUCUCUAAGAACAACAAGCUUAGAAGAAACAAUGACUCCCAAUACAUCACCUUCUCAGUGGCCAGGAAUAACAGCUCUAAUACGUCUCUUGAAUUCUACUGGUGAGGAAGCUCAGCCAGGUCUCACAGUUUUACUUUGUGAAAUUCUAACUGCAGUCUACCUAAGUCUGUUCAUCCAUGGCCUAGCAACACAUUCUAGCAAUGAAUUGUACAGAAUUAUGGCUCAUCCACUGAACAACAAAAUGUGGUCUGCUAUCUUUGGAGGUGGAGCACAUACACCCAGCAGAGGACAACUCCAAUUAAAGACAAAAACUGUAGAUUAUGGCGAGAAACAACAAAAACGCUACAGACUUUCAUCAAAAACCUCUCCAAAAGAGACUUCUCAGUUUCCUGCAUUGCCAUUGGUAGACCAAGAAUCUGCAUCUCACAAAGAAAGAUUCAUUCCCCCUGAGCUUAGCAUCUGGGAUUAUUUCAUUGCAAAGCCUUUUCUUCCAUCGCAAAGUAGAGUAGACUAUGAUUCAGAAGAGAGUCAGGAAAGUGGCGAAGAUGAUGAUGUUGAUGGAGAUGUGUUUUCAUCAAAUUCAUAUAAUCAAGAGCAUUCUAACUCAAAUUCAUACAGUUGGUCACUGAUGAGAUUGGCAAUGGUUCAGCUGGUACUUCACAAUUUGAAGAUUUUCUACUCUUUGGCUGGACAUGAUCUUUCAGAGCUUCCUGUUAGCUCCCCAUUAUGCCACGCAGUACUGAAAACUCUGCAGCGCUGGGAACAAGUUCUUCUCCGACGACUCGAGCUAUAUGGGGGUCCACCUCAACAUUAUAUUUCAGUUCAUGCUUCUGAAGAUGCUCUAACUGCUGGCCCUGCAAUACUUCGCCAUAAAACUUUGCUUGAGCCUACAAACACUCCAUUCAGAUCUAACAGUCAUGUUGCAUUAUCUGUGAAGAGGCUUUGGCAGUACUUGGUUAAACAGGAGGAAAUCCAGGAAACCUUCAUCAGAAAUAUUUUUACAAAGAAGCGAUGCCUACAUGAGUCAUUAGAGGACCACAAUGAAACCAUGAAAAAUUUGGGGAUGGAGGAGCCAGUCAUCAAUAAGAUAGAAACAGAUUUGGGAUACCCAGGAGGCAAGGCAAGAAUAAUCCAUAAAGAGUCUGACAUCAUUACUGCUUUUGCAGUCAAUAAUGCGAAUCGGAACUGCAUUGCAAUAGCAUCGAGUCACGACAUUCAAGAGUUGGAUGUUUCUGCAAUUUUAGCUACACAAAUCUAUACCUGGGUUGAUGAUGACAUGGAAGUUGAAAAUAAAGGGGCUGAUGAUUUCUUAGUUAUACAUGCUCGCGAUGAUCUGAUAAAUGUUCAGGGAACCACUCCUUAUACUCAUAGUAAUCCCGGCACACCUAUCAACAUGCCUUGGCUUGGUAGUACACAAACUGGCAGAGGUGCAUCUGUGAUGCUCAAGAAGGCUAUUAAUAAUGUCAGGAGAAUGGCUUCUCAUCCAACAUUGCCAUACUACCUGACAGGUGCUCAAGAUGGUAGUGUAAGAAUGUUUGAAUGGGGCCAUGCACAGCAAAUCACAUGUUUUCGGUCUGGUGGCAACUCAAGGGUAACUCGAAUGCGAUUCAAUUACCAAGGAAAUAAGUUUGGAAUUGUUGAUGCUGAUGGGUACAUAAGUUUGUAUCAAACAAAUUGGAAAUGUUGCCCAAUUACUGGAACUUCACCGAAACCAUAUUUGAUGUGGCAGUGUCAUAACAAAACAGCCAAUGACUUUGUUUUCAUCAGUUCAUCAUCUUUGUUAGCUACAGCAGGAUUAUCUUCUGACAACAGAAAUAUUUGUCUUUGGGAUACUUUGGUUUCACCUACAAAUAGCUUGGUGCAUGCUUUUGCCUGUCAUGAUAGUGGAGCAACUGUGUUAGCAUAUGCUCCAAAACAUCAGCUGUUAAUAUCUGGAGGCAGAAAAGGCUUUACAUGUAUAAUUGAUCUGCACCAAAAACAGCAGCAACAGUUACUCCAGAGUCAUGAUUCUCCAGUCAAAGCAAUUGCUGUUGAUCCUACAGAGGAGUAUUUUGUCACAGGAUCUGCCGAAGGCAACAUAAAGGUAUGGAGUCUCUCUACAUUUAAUCUUCUUCAGACUUUCAUCAAUGAACAUACCCGGCAGUCUCUCUUCAGAAACAUUGGGACAGGAGUCAUGCAAAUUGAGACAGGACCAGCAAAUCACAUAUUCUCCUGUGGUGCUGAUGGAACAGUAAAGAUGAGAAUCUUGCCCGAUAGAUUCAGCUCUUUAGAUGAUGUGUUAAAAAAUGAUGUGAAAUUUAUGAUCUAAUUUUUUUUCUCAAAACUAUAUAACAUUCCCAUGGUUUUUUUUUUUUUUUUCUGCAACUAGCCAACAAAGCAGAUACACAAUGAUAACUUGUGCCACAAAGAUGCUUUUGCUUUUUCUUCUCCUUGUAUUUAUUAGCUGGAGCUUUUAUUCCCUAAUGCACUGAUGCCCUAAAGAUUAAUAAGGUCCUUCAGAUUUUGAUCGCUGCCUAAAACAAAAGCUAUACAUGACCCUGAAUUAUAUACUUAAAAUAUUUUAAGUUGUUGCUGAAGUGUUUUACUCUUCUUUUGAGGUGGUUAGACUCACGCCUGGAGUGUACCAUCUAGGCAUGGCCUCUGCUUAUAUUCAGCGUCUAGACCCCUUCUAAAAGCAGAUAUGUCCAGGUGGAAACAUUAGAAAAUGUUACUCUUCCAUUGUGGCAACUAUAACUGCCUCUCUUCUCAACUCAUUGAGUCAGCCCGUGAUAAAAAUUUUAUACCUGUUUGUAGAAGAGAAACGAAGCCUGUACGAGUAGAUAUUCCUGGCUGUGUGCAAGCAUUCAUAUAACGAGCCUCUGUCUCUCUCCAUUCCUGGAACCCAGGCUAUUUACCUCUCUAACUUGCCUGAUCUCCUUCCUCUGAUCUAGGAUAUGAGAAACUGAAGGAUGUUCUGUAACUUGUCUUCUGUUCUAUAGCCUGAAUCACUGCCAUCAGGAUGGCAGGCUUACCUUUUAAAAAGAAAUAUAUUUUUAACCCUGAACACUCCCUUUACAGAAAUAUGUAAAUAUUAAUGGACAUCUUCCUAGUAAAAUAGUCAAGAUUAUGUGUGAAGCUUUAGUCUUGAUCAAAAAGUUACAAGAAGAUAACUGUGUUAGGAUAUGGCACUAGAAUUUCUUCAAAGACUUAUUUAUUUAUAUGUCUGUAGAAGAAAAAAAACCCCUAAUUUAUUUUUACAUUUUUUCCAGUAGGACUUUUAUUUAGCCCAAAGAUAUUUAGUUCAUUCUUAGCACUUAAGUUCUUGUCUGCUUUUCCUAAGUACCUUUAAAAGAAGAAAAAGAAAAAAGUUCAGCAGUGAAGUACUUUACUUCUGUCCGACUUUGUAAUGUGUGUUUACAUCUGGAGUAAACUGAAAGAAAAGAUUUUGAAAAGGUUUUGUGGGGAUUUUUUUUGCCAAAAUAUUAAACUGUGUAACUUAAAUGUCUGACCAAAUCAUUAAUGCACAAAGCCUAUAAAUUUUUUUCAUUCAGAUAAAAAACUGUCUCUAUAAGUACUUUGGUUUACUUCUCCUGACUUGAAAGUUUAACAAAGGUUUAAUUUGUAAAUUAGAUGUGAGGCUGGAUUACUUGAAUGCCAACAGUGUACUUUUUGCUAAAAGAUAUUUUGUGAAAUAUAGCACCAAGAUAUUAACUGUAAAAUAAACUUGACAAAUUAGGAACUAUGGGGAUAAAUAAAGCAUAGCAGAAAUGAAGGGCUUGUAAAACAAACUUUGUAACAUUCUCAGGAUAUCUUUAUCUUAAGAAUAUAAAAUUGUUUUAAAAGAUUUUGUAAAAUGUAUUAAGGUCAUUUUAAAUGUAUGUUUUGCAAGCUGCAGAGCAAACACUAUGAAGGUUUUUAUGCACAUAACCUGAUUUUUCAAAUUGUGCAAUAAAAAGAAUGUGAAUAUUUUGCCAUGAAGAAUUAUGUGACAGCAUUUCAAACUGGCACAGCUGUUCAGUGAUUCAAGUGUAAUUGUUCUUGCACAACAUUUAUAGAUUGAAAUAAAAAUUGAAAUCUAAACAGUUUAAGUACAGUGAUGGACCAGAAAACUGACUGACUAAAAGUGACACCACCUCCCAAAAAAGACUUGCCCAAAGCAUAUGUCACAUCUGCUCAGUGGCUGAGUUUCUAAUAUUACUCGUAUGGAAGAAGGAAAACACUGGUGUUAACGGUAGCAGAGUCCUGCAGAGUCAUCUGAAACCCUGACUUUGUAGCCACUUAGAUACAUGCGUUAGUUUUAUGCACCCACUGAACUAACCAAGUUACAAUCAGAAAAGGAAAACAUGCAAAAGUCAUGGCAACAUUAUAUAAUGAUGUCCUUGAUGAUUUUGUCCUUAAAUAUUUGUAUCUCAUUAGCCCUAACAUUUCAAGCUCAGUUUAUUGUACUAGUGAUCACAGAAAGCUGUCUUAUCAUUUGUGAACUGAGCAGGUUUUACUUGCAGUUUGCCAAGACAUAUGAUGUUGUCAUUUUUCUAAGUAGAGCUGCACUAAGAAUAAUCUUGGCAAAAUUACGCUUAUAUCAGAAAAGUACUGAUUGUGUGCAGGCAUUUUCACUAAUGUUUGUAGUUACCAUAAGCUAUUCUCAAAGAUAAAUUCUGUAAAAUCACUAUGUAUUUGCCACACCUUCAUAAUCUUCCCAAUAAAUCAUGCAGAAACUCAACCUUUAGAAUCC